This is a messenger RNA of Zalophus californianus (California sea lion), 1137 nucleotides long. RefSeq names its product peptide chain release factor 1-like, mitochondrial. The record is from RefSeq and is a predicted model, not a curated record. Gene Ontology annotation, molecular function: translation release factor activity. Gene Ontology annotation, biological process: translational termination. NCBI's taxonomy places the organism in Eukaryota, Metazoa, Chordata, Mammalia, Carnivora, Otariidae.
AUGAGGUCCCAGCUUCUUCGGAGUGCUGCUCGGUGUCUGUGGGCUGGCAAGGUUGUCAGCCCGGUCCGCCGGCACCUAAACUGCGGAAGCCUGCCGCUGGAGGAGCUGUUCGCUCGCGGCGGACCCUUGCGGGCCUUUCUGGAGCGUCAGGCAGGAUCUGAAGCCCAGUUGCAGGUCAGGGCUGAGCUGCUGGCGGCAGCCAAACUGCUGAGCGAAAAGGAGCAGGAGCUGCAGGAGACUGAGCACUUGCUACACGAUGAAAAUGAGGACUUAAGGAAACUUGCAGAGAAUGAAAUAAGCUCAUGUCAAAAGGAAGUAACUCAGUUGAAGCAUCAGAUUAUUUUAUUUUUGUUUCCCUCAGAAGAAACAAAUGAAAAUGAUUUGAUCUUGGAGGUAACUGCAGGAGUUGGGGCUCAGGAGGCAAUGUGGUUUACUUCAGAGAUGUUUGAUAUGUAUCAGCAAUAUGCUGCAUUUAAAAGAUGGCAUUUUGAAACCCUGGAAUACUGUCCAAGUGAAAUAGGCAGCCUUAGACAUGCAUCUGCCAGCAUUGGGGGUUUAGAAGCCUAUAAGCACAUGAAAUUUGAAGGUGUGCACAGAGUACAAAGAGUGCCAAAGACAGAGAAGCAAGGCCGCAUCCAUACUAGCACCAUGGCUGUAGCAAUAUUGCCCCAGCCAACUGAGAUUAAUCUGGUGAUUAACCCGAAAGAUUUGCGAAUUGAUACUAAGCGAGCCAGUGGAGCUGGAGGACAGCAUGUAAAUACCACGGACAGUGCUGUCCGGAUAGUUCAUCUUCCAACAGGUGUUGUUUCUGAAUGCCAACAAGAGAGAUCUCAACUGAAAAACAGAGAGAUGGCUAUGAAGAAGCUGCGUGCGAAACUGUACAGCAUGCAUCUGGAAGAGGAGACAAGUAAAAGAUACAGUGCUAGAAAGAUUCAGGUUAGAACUAAAGGAAGGUCAGAGAAAAUAAGAACAUAUAAUUUUCCACAGAACCAGGUCACAGAUCACAGAAUAAACAGGUCACUUCAUGAUCUUGAAAGUUUUAUGCAAGGGGAGUUUCUGCUGGAUGAACUUGUACAGUCCUUGAAGGACUAUGCUGAUUAUGAAUCUUUAGUAGAAAUUAUUUCCCAAAAAGCUUAA